Molecule: messenger RNA, 1018 nt
Organism: Olea europaea var. sylvestris
Lineage: Eukaryota; Viridiplantae; Streptophyta; Magnoliopsida; Lamiales; Oleaceae
Product: LEAF RUST 10 DISEASE-RESISTANCE LOCUS RECEPTOR-LIKE PROTEIN KINASE-like 1.3
Exons: 2
Coding region: 1-852 (283 amino acids)
Biological process (GO): protein phosphorylation
Molecular function (GO): ATP binding; protein kinase activity
Source: RefSeq, a predicted model, not a curated record
AUGGUAGAAGUGAUUCCUAAUACAUAUAUUAUUGAUAAUGUUAUAAAUAACUUCAAAGAACCUAUAUACCUUGUGACACUGUAUGGAUGCACAUCAAAAAGUAGCCGAGACCUAGUGCUAGUCUACGAGUAUAUACCGAAUGGAACAGUGGCUGAUCAUUUGCACGGAAAAAGGGCGAAGUCUGGCUUGCUAUCUUGGCCAAUUCGGUUGAAUAUUGCCAUUGAAACAGCGGAUGCACUAACUUAUCUCCAUAAAUCGGACAUCGUGCAUCGUGAUGUAAAAACCAACAACAUUCUCCUGGACAAUGAUUUCCAUGUAAAAGUUGCUGAUUUUGGGUUGUCCAGAAUAUUCCCGAAUGACGUGACACACGUGUCGACUGCUCCACAAGGGACUCCUGGCUAUGUUGACCCCGAAUACUACCAAUGCUACAAACUCACAGAAAAGAGUGACGUUUAUAGUUUUGGGGUGGUUUUGAUUGAACUCAUGUCUUCAUUACAAGCUGUGGAUACCAACAGACACCGUCACGAUAUCAACUUAUCCAACAUGGCUAUCAACAAAAUUCAAAAUCGUACGUUGCAUGAUUUGGUUGAUCAGAGUCUCGGAUUUGAGAGGGAUUGUACUACGAGAAGGAUGAUUACACUUGUUGCAGAGUUGGCAUUUCGGUGUUUGCAGCAGGAAAGAGAUAUGAGGCCUUCAAUGGAAGAAGUACUAGAGACUUUACGAGCAAUUCAGAAUGAAAAGUUGAACACUCACAAGGUCGAGGUUGUAGACAUUUCUGUCGACGAUGAGAUAGCGCUUUUGACCGGCAGCAUUUCCCCGCCUUCACCUAUUUCAGUAUUCACCGAUAAAUAGCAUUUUUGAUUCUGCUUAAAAGUCAUUCUUCUAAAAAGCAAGUUAUAAUCGUACUUUCUAGAAAAGUAAGUUUCAUCGACUUACAUUUGACUUUUGAGUAAAACCAAACAGCUUGCAUUUCUCUAAUUUUAAUUCAUGUAAUCGAAGUAUGCUUUUGAUUUGCUUA